Messenger RNA from Mytilus trossulus (common blue mussel), 3663 nucleotides. RefSeq lists its product as uncharacterized. Lineage: Eukaryota; Metazoa; Mollusca; Bivalvia; Mytilida; Mytilidae. The coding region runs from base 122 to 1930 and encodes 602 amino acids. The record is from RefSeq and is a predicted model, not a curated record. The transcript has 4 exons.
UGUGUCAAGAUGGCGCCAAAUAUUGCCGUUAUUUUUUGCUAAAAAGUGUGACGUAAACAAAUCUCAAUACAAUAUUGAAUAGCAUGCGGGUAAAUAGUGACAAAAACUUACAGUAUUAAAAAUGGUAUAUGUAUUAUCACAUGAUAAUUUAAAUAAUUUAACGUUUGCUAUUAAUCAUUUUGAAGAAGGAACACCAAAUCGUUGGAGAUUUAUUAGUGAAUAUGUUUCAUUAAAAAACAAAGGAGAAAUUGAACGCACGGUUGAAGUAACUAUUUGUGGAAAAGAAAAAAAAGUGGAGAAAAUAUCAACAUUUGAUGAGAAAACUUGUUAUAAAAUUUUCAAAAUUAUUCAAUGUGAUUAUUUGCAUUUAUUAAAAACCAGUGAAGAAUAUGAAAUAUUCAAUGGAGUGCAUGGCAACAGAAAAGACGGAUUUAAAAGGUUAGUUUUACGUGCACCUAUAACUAAAUGUAUUUUCUGCCAAUGUAAACUAUCAACCAUUGCCACACCAAGUUUUCCUUAUGUUUUCACUGAAAAUGGAACCUACGUCGCUGCCAAUUACACAUCUGAAUGUAGAAAUUGUAUUAACAAACCGCGGUACAAUGUGUCGUUUUAUACCACAACAGAAAACGAAAGACAAACCCGAUCUUAUUAUGAAGAUAAUUUUCAGCCUUAUUACUUGUCUACUUCCCAAUCAUGUUUUUCGGUAGCAUAUUUAAACUAUUGUUCAAAGCAGAUCCAAGUUAUGGGUGCAUCAUUUGAAUCUUUGGCAGAAGUCUACAACUCAUAUAACUGUGCAUCGGACAAUAUAAGAUUGCAUCAAUUAACAAGUUUUCCACGAGUAAAUCUACAAAAAACAAAUUGUAUAUUAAAUCCACACCGUUUAGAAGAGGCAUGGUUCGUAUACAGAAUUAGUAGUGUAUUGCGCAAAGAAAUACCUGUUUGCAAAAUGGAUUCUGGAUUAAUAAAUGUUGAGAAGCUGUGUAGCCAUGUUAUGUCUAGUUUUGAAGAAAUGCAACAGAAAUGGGUGGAUCAUGCUUGCAAUGUGAAAGGUUGUAAAGAGGGAUAUUGCACAAUCGAUGGAAAUGAAAAAUUAAGAAGAAGUAUUUGUGCCAACGGUGGUGACAAAGUAAUUAAUGAUGAGGGUUUGACUGUUCAAGAUUGCUGUCCAAAGGAUCCAGAAUUUGGCGGGAAACACUGCAAACCAAACAAAUUCUGUACAAGUCAUAAAGAAAAUUCCAAUGUUGUGUUGUCGGAUGAAGAUUCGGAGGAACAGAGAAAAUCAGAAAGAAAAAGAAAAUGUCCUUUGUACUUACAAGAUUACAUAACAGAUUAUGGAGAUGGUAACCUUCAAAAAAUGAUCAAAGUAGACCAUGAAAUAAACAGUUGCAAAGAUAAGAAAAAACUAAAUAAAUUCUACAGUACAAGUGCUGGAAUGUUCUUCGCCAUAAGACCGUGUGGUAUAAUAGUUAGUUGUGAUGAAAUGUACAGUCAUGAAUCAUUAACGCAGGCUUUUUUAUUCCUUCGAAAGGUAUUUUUCAAAAAUGGUGUAUGCUCUGAUAGGUUGAAGUAUAUCGGUUAUGACAGAUCUUGUGAACUCAAACCAUUUGUAAGAAGGCUAGUACAGAACGAGGUACCAGGUGCUGAAUGCAUGUUAAAAUCAGUAGACUUUUUAGUAGAUAUUUUUCAUGUUAUGAAACAUACUAAAUCUUGUUGUAUGCCUUUACACAACAAUCCCAAAUGUGAAUUCCACCCCAAACUAGAAAAGUUUGUAGAAAUACAUGGUUCAAACACAGAAAGUUGUGAACAAGCAUUUAAAAGACUAAACAGAUUUAAGCAUUCAACAAGGAUGAUGACACGGAAAAAAAGAAAACUAUUUUUCAUUAUCAUAAACAAUGACUUUAAUGAAAGAACAGAAGAAAAGAGUAGUUAAGCUAUACAAAUUUAUAAUAUGCAGAAAACUGUUAAUAUUAAAAUUAUAUGUUAACUAUGCAAUGUUCUAUUAGUGAUUCAAACAAAUGAUAUAAUGUGGCAUUCCCAACUACAAAAAAUGUAUGGUAUUAUAGUCCCCACAAUUUUUCAAAAUUACACCUAAAUCUGUGUAAAGUUAUUAAAUCUCAUAUUUAUGGUACAUGUAAUUAUAGUAAUAUAUAAUUAAAACAAAUCUGCACAAAAGUAACAAAAUUAUUUUUGUACUACUAUUAAAAAAUACGUGCAGGAAUCCUGCAUUUGCCAUUUAUAAUUAUUUGUUUAUAAUUGGUUAUCAUUCUUCACUUAGUAUAUUUUUACUAAAUUCAUCUAUUCUUUAUAUUUUGCACUCCAUUAUUGUCAAGUGUUAAUUAAAUAGUUAUUUUUUCUAUAUUCUCUAUGUGUAAACCUAUAUUCCAGCAUUACUUAAAGUUUCUAACCUUUAAACCCCAUCCACACCAUACUGUGAUAAAUAUAAUUAAUAAAACAUUAUAAUUCGUUUUCAAGUACAUUUAUUUAUUAGUACAUCACAAAAUCCAAUGUUAUGACAAGUUGAAACAAUACUGAUUUUAGGUGCAUACAAAUACUAAUUACGCAUACAUAUUCAAAUCAAAUCAUAUCCAUAAAAUCAAAUAUUUUAUUAUAGUCACACCUCUCUACAUGUACAAUACAAACAUAAAUACAAUAUAUACAACAUGUUUAAAUUAUAACUACAGAACAAUAUUAAAAACAUUCGAUAGCCACUCUCAAAAGAGUUAUGAGAGACUUUUACAUGAAAAAGGACAGCUCGAUAAAAAUACAAAACAUUUUUUAUCUAUAUAAAAAAUUCUUCUUUUAAAUUGGUAUUCAUGUAUUAAAAACAAUAUUAAUAGUGUAUAAUUAUCAAUUAGGGCUGUAAAAAAUUCAAUUUUCCCAAAAAAUCAUUACAAUAACUUGUUUAUAUGCAUUUAUUAUGAAAUAUGUGUCUGUCUGUAUUACUGUAAACAAUUAAUAAAAAAUAAAUUAAUAUUAUAAUUUAUAUAUGCAUGUACAAACAAUGUUGUUUUCAUUCAUGCAAUUUUAUGUAAUUGGUCAGAAGUCAGCUUUUCAGUAGUUGUCGUUUGUUGUUAUGGUUCCUAAGUUUUUCUAGUUUCUCAUUUUGUAUACAAAUUAGGCUGCUGCUUAUCCUGUUUAAAUUGUUUUUCACUAUUCAUUUUGGGUCCCUUGAUAGCUUGCAGUUCGGUGUAAGCCAAUGUGUGUUGAAGUCCGUACUUUAACCUGUAAUUGUUAACUUUAUAUAUAUACAUUGUUAUUUCGAUGGAGAUUUGUCUCAAUGGCACUAAUACCACAUCUUCUUAUUUAUAUUUAUAUAUAAAUACUAACAAAUCCUUGCAAAAAAUACAUACUCAGUAUACUGCUUGCAGUUAUAAUUAUAUGAAAACCAUUUUAUACUAUUUAUUUCAACUUAUGUUGUCGAAUGCACGUCUUUUUGGAUUACUCUUCACCAAAGCCUUCCAUUGGUAACGAUCAAGUUGUUGCAUUUCUUAUUCAGUUGAUUGAGUUGAUGUUUGGUAAUCAAUCGUGAUCAAUCGUAUCGAUCGUUACGAUUGAGUUUUUGUAUUUCGUAUUGAGUUGAUUGAGUUGAUUUUUGGUAAUCAAUCGUGAUCAAUCGUAUCGAUCGUUACGAUCGAGUUGUUGUAUUUCGUAUUGAGUUGAUUG